Helianthus annuus (common sunflower) is the source of this 1788-nucleotide messenger RNA. RefSeq lists its product as uncharacterized. Gene Ontology annotation, biological process: regulation of DNA-templated transcription. Lineage: Eukaryota; Viridiplantae; Streptophyta; Magnoliopsida; Asterales; Asteraceae. The record is from RefSeq and is a predicted model, not a curated record. The coding region runs from base 1 to 1788 and encodes 595 amino acids. The transcript has 3 exons.
AUGCAGUCACUAGAAAACAUGCUGAUAAACAACGACCUUAUUUACGAGACACGGGAGGAACCCGGAACAGAGAUCGUAACAGAGAUCUUCUUUCUUCAUCGGUACUCGAGAGACAUGUGGCAUGCAUUCCCCCACGUCAUGCUGAUCGAUGCGACGUACAAGACAAACAUAUACAAUAUGCCAUUUAUCCAGAUUGUUGGUAUGACGCCUACCAACAAAUUGUUUAUUAUCGCGCAUGCCGUUGUUAGUAAAGAACGAGGUGAUAACUUUGUGUGGGUGCUUGAGAGGGUCAAGUCAAUGUUCGAUGAAUGUAUGGAGCCACGUGUGAUUUUAACGGAUAGAGACCUAGCCCUUAUGGGCGCGUGUGCCAAAGUAUUUCCAGACGCCUCCAGGCUUCUUUGCAGGUGGCACAUACAACAGAAUGUUAUGAAGCACUGUAAGGCUUCCUUCACAGACGAAGACUGGGAUAAAUUUUUGUCAUUCUGGGGGACAUUGAUUGAGUCUCCAUCCAUACCCAUCUACGAGUACCACUUGCGCAACAUGCAAAAGCGACUUGUGGAGUGCAAACGUUCUAGAGUCUUCAACUACGUGUACGAUAACUGGCUAAAAUACUAUAAGGAGAUGUUCGUCUUUUCGUGGACUGAUAAGAGGCGCAACUUUGGUAAUCGUACCAUAAACAGAGUUGAGAGCCAACAUGCCAACUUAAAGAGAUACGUCCUAGACAGGAGCUCGUUGGACCGUGUAGUUGGUUGUGUCCGGGAUAUAGUUGAGACACAGUUCGGUGAAAUAAGGAAGACUUUUCGAGAAAGCAUCGAAAAAAUAAUGAACCACCACAAACACCCGUUGUUUCAACACCUACUUGGAAAAGUAUCCCAUACAGACCUUGACUUGUUGAGUGGAGAGGCAAUUAGGAAGCUAGAUGUCUUGGAGCGCUUUCAUUCAUCAUGUGGUUGCCAAAUGUGGUACAGUUGCGGGUUGCCCUGUGCUUGUAGGAUUGAAAAGUACAUGAGUGAAGAGCGUCCGAUUCAACUAGAAGACAUAGACGUCUUCUGGCGGAAACUUAACUUCCAAAGUAGUAAAUUGAUAGACGAUGACAUUGACGUGGUCGAAGAGCUAAAUAUUGUUAGACAACAAUUAGAGUCGCACCCUCCAGCUCAGCAAAAAAGCCUGAUGUCAAAGAUUAAAGCGGUGUUGACUCCAAAGAAAUCUACUAAGAAACCACCGGUUGUCCAACAAAAUACUCGUGGCCGACCAACAAAAAGGCAUGUACAACAAAGGUUGGACGAGGCCUCUCGUAUAGAUGAAGAAUUGAGGAGAAGCUCCUUCGGUGAUGCCAACACGUGCUUUGAAGGUUCCCGACAAAGUAAGUACGAUAAACCUCGCCACAGCUCGUACGUUCCGUCACAGGCCUCUCAACAGUCGGUUAUAAGGUCCCAAAAACCCAAAGCGAGCCUAAGCCGCUCAAAGAGUUCUAAGAAGAAAGAGACACGAGAUGAUCACAGUUUUCCUUUAAUCAUUGGGGACGAGUACGUGGGAAUCAUCGAACAGUUGAAGUCUGCCAUUCCGCCAGUGUUUCAUCCGCACGUCUCGUGCAUACGAGAUGUGAUGCUAGAUGGUCAUUGUGGGUUUCGGUCUGUGGCUGUGGGCUUAGGUAUGGAUCAGAGUUCAUGGGGGCUCAUUCGAAGGGACCUUGUCCAAGAAGUGGACCAGAACAAAUCGAUAUGGUUCCCAAUAUUUGAAGCAUGGGAUGAAGGUUAUUUUUACACGCAUCGUCAGGGCCUAACAUAG